Messenger RNA from Musa acuminata AAA Group (dessert banana), 2028 nucleotides. RefSeq lists its product as uncharacterized. NCBI's taxonomy places the organism in Eukaryota, Viridiplantae, Streptophyta, Magnoliopsida, Zingiberales, Musaceae. The coding region runs from base 1 to 2028 and encodes 675 amino acids. The record is from RefSeq and is a predicted model, not a curated record. The transcript has a single exon.
AUGGUGCAGACCAUCAUCCCGAUUGUCUCGCAGCGAACCACUCUGCACGUGGCUCACCCUUCACAGCAGCAGGAAACCCACGACCGCACUCACAUACCCCUCUCCGAGCUCCCUGGCUCGCCUCAGAACCCGAUAACUCGGCCCGGGAGCCGGGAGGCAGAAGACACAGCGAGCCACCCCGGGCGCGAGGCUCCGUCUGCCGACUCCACGAAUGCCCUAAGAGCCCAGCUACGCCUCGUCAGUCAAAGACUCGACGAGGUACAACAGGAAGUCCGUAAGUCGAAAGGAGAGCUCGGGACGGACGGGCAGCAAGGAUCCCCGUUCACCCCCGAGAUCCAAGACCAGGCGAUCCCAUCACAUUUCCGCCUCCCCUCGUUGGACACGUAUGACGGUGCUGCCGACCCAGCAGACCACGUGGCCGCUUUUCGCGCCCAGAUGGCGCUAUACGGGACUUCCGAUGCUUUGAUGUGCAGGGCGUUCCCGACAACCCUGCGGGGUCCGACCCGCGCAUGGUAUGGCGGCCUGAGGGCCGGGACCAUCACCUCCUUCGACCAACUCGCCAAAGACUUCGAGCUUAGCUUCCUGGCUUACGCUCGACCAAAACCGUCCGCAGCAUUGCUCCUCGGACUCAAUCAAGGGGAGGACGAGCCCCUCUCCCUUUUUGUGAACCGCUUUAUGACACAAAUCCGCGGACUAUCGGAUGCUCACCCCUCUCUACUGAUGCAGGCGUUCAUGACAGGCCUGCGGCCCUCCCGGUUCUUCUGGUCUCUCGUGGAGCGACCCCCUGCUGCGAUCCCCGAAAUGAUUCAACGUGCUGGCCAAUUUAUCGCCGCGAAGACAUGGAUGGCUGGAAAGCGGGAAGAGCACAAAAAAGUCAAAACGGAGCCGCCCCGACAACAGCAGCCCAUCGCCUCCCGACGCAAGUUGGAUAGGUCUGACCCAAGACCUCCUUCCCCCACCUUGAAUUCCUCACGGACGGAAAUAUUUCUCCACGAGAAGGGGAAGGGACUACUCACGGAGCCCCACCCGAUGAGGAGCCCACGAGAACUCGCGGACCGCUCAAAAUACUACCGAUUCCAUCGGCAGCAUGGGCAUGACACCGAGCAGUGUCGUGAGCUAAAAAGGCAGAUCGAGGAGCCCAUCCGCCGAGGGCAUCUCGGCCACUACCUUCUGCCGAACAAGGAGCCAUCGCCUCACCCCGGGGGCCCCAUCGAGAGACACAUUGAUGUAAUCGCUGGCGGCCCCGCAUCAGGAGGGGGCUCCAUGUUAGGGAGAAAGGCAUACGCCCGAGCCGCUCCUGAUGUGACCCCUGGGCACGGGCCCGAGCCUGAAAUCACCUUCCCGACCGGGGUCUCCAGGCAGCCCGAGCACGACGACGCCCUCGUAAUAUCAGCAAGGGUGGCCAACGCGCAGGUGAAGAGGAUCAUGGUCGACACGGGGAGUUCAGCCGACAUACUCUACUUUGACGCCUUCCAGAAGCUCGGCUUAGCCAAGGAAAGCAUGCGCCCAAUGGGUUCAGCGUUCACUGAGUUCACGGGAGAUUCAAUAUCACCUUUGGGGGCUAUCACUUUGCCUUUAACCCUGGGGAUCCCGCCAAGGUCAAAAACGGUGAUGACCACCUUUUUGGUGGUCGACCUUCCUACGGCCUACAAUGCCAUACUGGGACGGCCGACCCUCGAUAAAGUCAGAGCCGUCGUCUCGACCUACUACCAAACCAUUAAGUUCCCGACUCACGCAGGGGUCGGAGAAGUCAUCGGAAGCCCCCGAGAGUCCAGGCGGUGCUACCUAACUGCCGUUUCGCUACACAAGAGGACCAGGGUCGAGCCACCGCUGGAGGACCCACGGGAGACAAAAAGGCCGGCCCCUCAUCCCGAGCCGAAGGGGCCCACCAUUGAUGUGCCGUUACAAGAAGCUCGACCCGACCAAACGGUCAAGGUGGGUUCGGAGCUACCCGAACAGGAACGAGAGCAGCUCGCGGCCUCCUACGGGAAAACGCCGACAUCUUCGCUUGGUCCCCGUCUGAUAUGA